This is a messenger RNA of Sardina pilchardus (European sardine), 5915 nucleotides long. RefSeq names its product ATP-binding cassette, sub-family C (CFTR/MRP), member 6b, tandem duplicate 2 (gene abcc6b.2). The record is from RefSeq and is a predicted model, not a curated record. Bases 129 to 4352 code for a protein of 1407 amino acids. Gene Ontology annotation, molecular function: ATP binding; ATP hydrolysis activity; ABC-type transporter activity. The transcript has 30 exons. Gene Ontology annotation, cellular component: membrane. NCBI's taxonomy places the organism in Eukaryota, Metazoa, Chordata, Actinopteri, Clupeiformes, Clupeidae. Gene Ontology annotation, biological process: transmembrane transport.
GUUUCCAGCACACGGUGCUGGUGUGGUUUCCCUGCUUUUAUCUGUGGCUCUCAGCGCCCUUCUACUUCUUGUUCCUAAAAUUCCAAGACCAUGGACGCAUAUCCCUGUCCAGCCUCUGCUGCGCCAAGAUGGUUCUGGGGCUGUGUCUGGCGUCCUUUGGCUUCCUGGAGGUGUUCUACCUGCUGGCCCAGAGGAGCUCCGAGCUGGAGCACCACAUGGUGUUCCUCCUCAGUCCCAUCAUCCGUGGCCUCACCAUGGUGUUGGCGAUCACGGUCAUACAGGUGGAGCGUUUGAGAGGCUGCCGUUCGUCCGUCUUCCUCUUCCUGUUCUGGACCAUGGCGGUGGUGUGCUCCAUCAUCCCUCUCAGGGCCAACAUCCAGACCAUCAUGGAGGAGGGCUUCUCCACCAAUGCCAUGCGCUUCGUGGCUUUCUUCGUCUACUUCUCCCUGCAACUGGCUCAGAUGAUCCUGAGCUGUUUCGCUGACCAGCGUCCACGGACCAGAAAGCCCAUUUUUGUCAAGAACCCUUGCCCAGAGGAGGACGCCUCGUUCUUGUCAAGAUUACUGUUCUGGUGGUACAGUGGGUUAAUGGUAAAGGGCUAUCGCUCACCACUGAAAGCCGAGGACCUGUGGCCUCUCCGGGAGAAGGACACGUCGGACAAGAUCAUUGCUGACCUGGAGGACGAGUGGGCCAAGCAGUGUGCCAAGCUCCAACAGCAGGAGAAGACUCUGAACGCCGCUCAGGCCGUGGGCUACAAACUCACCGAGCAGACGCAGCUCCUCAGAAAACUCCGGAAGGAACAGAGCUCUGGGUUCUGCCUGCUGCGCAUGCUGGCACGGAACGUCGGGCCGUGCUUUCUGGCCGGAACUCUCUGUCUGGUCAUCCACGACGCCUUCAUGUUCUCCGUUCCGCAGGUGCUGAGCCUGCUCCUGGGGUUUGUGAGGGAUGAAGACGCCCCCUUGUGGAAGGGCUACCUCUUCGCCUUCCUGAUGUUCCUGCUCUCCUGCAUGCAGUCCCUGUUCAACCACCAGUACAUGUACACCUGCUUCACCGUGGGCAUGAGGGUCAAGACCGCCGUCAUGGGCCUCAUCUACAGGAAGUGCCUGGUGAUCAACAGUGCCGCUCGCAGGACGUGUACAGUGGGGGAGAUCGUAAACCUGGUGUCAGCUGACACACAGAAGCUCAUGGACUUUGUGGUGUACUUCAACGCAGUUUGGGUGGCUCCCAUUGAGAUUGCUUUAUGCCUCUUCUUUCUUUGGCAGCGCCUAGGGCCGUCAGCUUUGGCUGGCAUCGCCACGGUAAUCCUGAUCUUCCCCCUCAAUGGCUUCAUCGCCAAGAUGCGGAGCAAAUUACAGGUCCAGAUGAAGUACAUGGACGGCCGGAUCAGGCUGAUGAACGAGAUUCUGGGCGGGAUAAAGAUCCUCAAGUUCUACGCCUGGGAGAAGGCCUUUCUGGAGCGUGUGAUUGGCUACCGAGAGAACGAGCUCAAGGCUCUGAAGAAAUCUCAGAUCCUGUACUCCAUCUCGUUCGCCUCCUUCAACGCCUCCUCCUUCCUGAUUGCCUUUGCCAUGUUUGGAGUCUAUGUGCUAAUUGAUGAGCGGAAUGUUCUGGAUGCACAGAAGGUCUUCGUUUCCAUGGCGCUGAUUAACAUUCUGAAGACCCCCCUGAGCCAGCUGCCUUUUGCUAUGAGCACCACCAUGCAGGCGGUUGUGUCACUGAAGCGGUUGGGGAAAUUUCUCUGUCAAGAUGAGCUGAAACUGGACAGUGUAGAGAAAGCUCCCUUCAGCCCUGAUGGCGACGGGGUGACCAUAGAGAAUGGGACUUUCAGCUGGGCCAAAGAUGGCCCUCCGUGCCUGAGGAGGAUAAAUGUGCGGGUGCCGCGUGGAUCGCUGGUGGCCGUCGUAGGGCAUGUGGGGAGCGGGAAGUCGUCCUUGCUGUCAGCCAUGCUGGGAGAGACCGAGCGGAGGAAAGGCCACGUCACUGUGAAGGGCUCAGUGGCCUAUGUGCCACAGCAAGCCUGGAUCCAGAACGCCACCCUGCGAGACAACAUCGUCUUUGGGCAGGAGAAGAAGGACAUGUGGUACCAGCGGGUGAUUGAGGCCUGCGCCCUGCUGCCCGACCUGGAGAUCCUGCCUGGAGGAGAUGCCACCGAGAUCGGGGAGAAGGGUUUGAACCUGUCAGGAGGGCAGAAGCAGCGGGUCAGCCUGGCUCGCGCCGUCUACAGGCGGGCUGACGUCUACCUGCUCGAUGACCCUCUGUCUGCAGUCGACGCCCACGUGGGUCAGCACAUCUUUGACCGCGUCGUUGGCCCUAGAGGAGUGCUGAAGAACAAGACACGUGUUUUGGUGACCCAUGGGCUGAGCUUCCUGCCCCAGGUUGACCUCAUCCUCGUGAUGGUGGACGGCGAAAUCACAGAGGCGGGCUCGUUCCCCGAGCUGAUCGCGAGGAAGGGCGCAUUCGCCGAGUUCAUCAAAGCCUUCGCCAUCAGCGAGCGCAGAGAGAGCAGCACUCAUAAAGGCACCAGGAAGUCGGUGUCACGUCUGAGCAUGACUGACUUCUCAAUAGACCUGUCUCAAGAGCAGCUCAUCAGCGGAGACAUGGGCAGCGCCAGUCUCCAAAACAUGGAGGCCAUCCCUGACAGCGAGCAGGAGCAGGAGCAGGAGGAGCUGGGCAAACUCACCGAGGCUGACAAGGCCCACACUGGAAGGGUGAAGCUGGAGAUGUACGUGGAGUACUUCAAGACUGUGGGUCUACGGCUCACCAUCCCCAUCCUCCUCCUCUACGUCUUCCAGCAAGCGGCCUCUCUGGGCUACAACUACUGGCUCAGCGUGUGGGCCGAUGACCCCAUCAUCAACGGCACACAGCAUGACACCGACCUGAAGCUCAGCGUGUUUGGGGCACUGGGAUUCGCACAGGGAACGGCCAUUUUUGGGACCACGGUGGCCAUCUCUCUGGGAGGAAUCAUCGCGGCGCGCCACCUGCACUUGGACCUGCUGAACAACGUGCUGCGCUCCCCCAUGUCCUUCUUCGAGUGCACGCCCAGCGGCAACCUGCUCAACCGCUUCUCCAAGGAGAUCGACGCCAUCGACUGCAUGAUUCCCGACGGCCUGCGCAUGAUGCUGGGCUACGUCUUCAAGCUGCUGGAGAGCUUCUACGUGGCCACGUCCUGCCAGCUCCGUCGUCUGGAGUCAGUGAGUCGCUCGCCCAUCUACACCCACUUCAACGAGACGGUGCAGGGAGCCAGCGUGAUCCGGGCGUUUGGCGAGCAGCCGCGCUUCAUCCUGCAGGCCGACAGUCGAGUGGACCACAAUCAGACCUCUUACUUCCCCAGAUUCGUGGCCACCAGGUGGCUGGCGGUGAACCUGGAGUUCCUUGGCAACCUGCUGGUCCUUGCGGCGGCCAUUCUCUCAGUUUGGGGAAGGGCGACCCUGAGUCCCGGGAUCGUGGGUUUGGCUGUGUCCCAUUCCCUUCAGGUCACUGGAAUCCUGAGUUGGAUUGUGCGCUCUUGGACAGACGUGGAAAAUAAUAUUGUUUCAGUGGAGAGAGUGAAAGAAUAUGCUGAGACACCAAAAGAGGCUCCCUGGCAGCUGGAGAACAGUCCUAUGCCCACCAACUGGCCAAGAACGGGCACCAUUGAGUUUCGGGAAUACGGCCUGCAAUACCGCAAAGGUCUGGACUGGGCUCUCAAGGAGAUCACUAUCCUCAUCAAAGAGAGAGAGAAGGUUGGCAUUGUUGGAAGGACUGGAGCAGGAAAAUCUUCCCUUACCCAGGGGAUCUUCCGCAUUCUGGAGGCAGCCAAGGGAGAGAUCCACAUUGAUGGCAUCAACAUUGCGGAGAUGGGCCUCCACGAGCUGCGGUCCCGUAUCACCAUCAUUCCACAGGACCCAGUGCUGUUCUCCGGCACUCUCCGUAUGAACCUGGACCCGUUUGAUGGCUACUCUGACGAGGAGGUGUGGAGAUCUCUGGAGCUCGCCCACCUGAAGAACUUCGUCUCUGGUCUGCCGGACAAACUUUACCACGAAUGUUCCGAAGGUGGCGAAAACCUCAGUUUGGGCCAGCGACAGCUGGUCUGCCUGGCUCGCGCUCUCCUCCGCAAGACCAAGAUCCUGGUUCUGGACGAGGCCACAGCGGCGGUGGACGUGGAGACGGACAACCUGAUCCAGUCCACCAUCCGCACCCAGUUUGAGGACUGCACCGUGCUGACCAUCGCCCACAGGCUCAACACCAUCAUGGACUACACCAGGGUGAUUGUCAUGGAGCGAGGGUAUGUGGUGGAGAUGGACUCCCCGUCGAACCUCAUCAGCCAGCGCGGGCAGUUCUACAGGAUGUGCCGCGAGGCUGGGCUGGUGUGAGGCUCUCCCGCCGGGUGGGGAGAAUCUACAGCAGGGCCGUGUGUUCCUUCCUGCCUCCAGAUGGCCGCCGUGACCGGUGCACGCCAUUCUAAAACACAAGCAUACUGAUGACUCCACAAACAAGCAAACAAACACAAGCUAAAAAAAACCAUCACUAUGUACUUUCCAGCAAUAGCCAGCAGGACAACCAAAAGAGGUCAGAACUCUGGAAAAACCUUUGACCUCUGUGGUUUUAUCGAGACUGGUGUUGAGGUCACAGGUGUGACCCCUUUGAAGCUUUUCUGAGGUGCGCUAUCCCCCAUCUUGCCCCCUUGACCUCAGAGGGGGUUGUGGGAUCUCCACGAGAGAGCAGGUACCCAAAAGGGAACUCAUUGAAAUGACUGUGGCAGAUAAUCAGGGGGCACACGCACACCAGCGGCGCUGGAGAGAGUAAAGGCCAACGCCCACAAGCGGGGGGGUCUGACGCACGUCAAGUGACGGCAAAGUUUAGAAUUCCAUUACUUUUAUCGGAGCAAAGCCAAAUGGGAGGCGUCUGACGCACGUCGAAGCCAAAGUUUUGAAAAAUGUUCUAUCUCUUGACUAUCAAAUUUAUCGACGCGAACGUUGCUACCAGUGGCCGUUGGCCUUCAGCGUUUAUCAGGGACAACGUAAUUUGAAGUUAUUUCAUAAUGUGAAAAAUUGAACAGGACUGAUUCUGUUGUAUUUGUUCGCUAAGCUUUAAACAUCGAAUCAAAACUGAUGUUUGUCAACAUUUUUGAGUGCAAGCAUGUUAGAGAAAAGGGAAUAUUUACUAGUAACUGAAAUACAUUGACAUGUAAAAAUCCAUAGGAAGAAAAGAAUCAUUGUGUGGGAAUUUUUUGUUAAAAAAACCUCAGACACUAUACAGAAGAUAUAUAAGGUUCUCUUAAGUGUUUGUCAGUUGUUAACAGCCUCAUGACGAGCUUUGCCUUCUUAUCUGAAUCUACAACUUAUGGACACCACUGGACAAAGGUGCAUUUAAAAGGUUUUGUUUUAAAAUGUUGGCUACUACAGUCAAAUAUCUACAGUCAAAAUUUGUAUUCACAUGAAAUGACAUUCUGCUUCUGUGUUGGCUUUUGUCUUACAAACAUAUACCAUAUAACUGAUACAAAUGACCACAUACAUAUACUUCACUGUAAUAGGCUACAGUUGGAGAGGGUUGGAUAUUACAUUAUUUAGCUAUUUUCUCAGACUGGUAUAGUUUUUUUUAUGUCUUGUCUUUGAAAACAAAAACCGCAGUCAAACAAUGAAAAGGAUGAAAAUGUGGCAAUGCCAAACUGGUACUUUUAUCCAUGUGCAGUGCCACUUCCCUAGAAUGCAAUACUCACUAUACUAUUAUGUGCAUCAUUUUGUACUAUACCAUAGAUGUAUUUUUGUAUAUUUUUAACAUGUUACCCAUGGAUAAAUAUUUACAUGUCAUGUAAGUCUUAAGAAACUUGAAUUUUAAAAUUCUCAUGUUGUACAGAAUACUGUUGACAAUGUGUACAGGCUUAUAAGAAAUGUUUGCUUCUGAAAUGCCUCGAGUAAAUGAAUAAAACGUUAACA